Molecule: messenger RNA, 5536 nt
Organism: Epinephelus lanceolatus (giant grouper)
Lineage: Eukaryota; Metazoa; Chordata; Actinopteri; Perciformes; Serranidae
Source: RefSeq, a predicted model, not a curated record
ACAAGGCAACAGCAACACAGUGAGGAUCCUCUCCACCACACAGCAGCAUGCCACUACUUUAGGACUUGUUGCUUCUUUUUUCUACUCAUUACUUUGUGGUCUUGUACAGACCCACGUCAGUGGUUUUACCAUGGAGUUGGGGAAAGUUCAUCUGAAUUUAAAGACAGUACUGCUGACGAUGAUGAUGUUCAAAUGGGGAAUCCUCUGCACAGCCACUUCAGACAAAUGUUUGUCUGCACCCUGCCAGAAUGAAGCUACCUGUGUGGACACCAUGGAUGAUUAUGCAUGUAUCUGUGCCAGGGAGGGGAUUCGAUACAUGGGAAAAAACUGUGACAAACUCUAUGAUGCCUGCUCCUUUGCUCCAUGUGAUGACUGCACCAGCACCCCUGGCAGCACAGAGUACCACUGCAUCUGCCCAGAUGGACUAACAGGUGAUAACUGCACAGAGGAGGUAGACGAGUGUCUGAGCAACCCAUGCUCCGAACCUCGCUCUUUGUGUGUUGACCAGCAAAACGGAUACUUCUGCAGAUGUCCUGCUGGGUAUGGAGGUUGGGACUGCAGGACACAUGUGACUGACUGCAUUGAUGAACCCUGCAGGAACAAUGGGACUUGUGUUUUACGACCAGAGGGCUUUGAAUGCAGCUGUGCACCAGGGUUCGAGGGGAAGACCUGUGAGGAAGACGUGAAUGAGUGCUUAUCGAAACCCUGUCAGAAUGGAGCUAUCUGUAUAGAUGGAGUUGCAGAGUUCCACUGCUUCUGUGUGCCUGGUUUUCAGGGUUAUAACUGUGAAAUCGACAUUAAUGAGUGUGCGUCACGACCCUGUGAGAACAACGCCACUUGCAUCAAUGAGAAGGACCACUAUGAGUGUGAGUGCCUGGUGGGCUUUGCAGGAGUCAACUGUGAAAUUGAAAUAGAUGAGUGUGAGUCCAGCCCCUGUCACAACGGAGCCACCUGCCAAGACCUGAUUGGCAUGUACUCCUGUGUGUGUCUGCCUGGGUUUCACGGCAUCAACUGUGAGGUUGAUGUUGAUGAGUGUGCCAGUGAGCCCUGUCAGAAUGGAGGUGUCUGCCAUGACAUGGUGAACAGCUAUGAAUGCGACUGCAGUGAAACAGGAUUCCAGGGUGACUACUGUGAAAUCGACAUCCCUGAGUGUGCUUCUGAUCCCUGUCAGCAUGGUGCCUCAUGCUUAGAGGGAGUCAAAGGAUACAGUUGUCUCUGCUGGCCAGGUUAUGAAGGACCAAACUGUGAAAUUGAUAAAGAUGAGUGUGCCGAGCAGCCCUGUGAGAAUGGUGGGGAGUGUUUUGAGCGUUCAGAUCCGUCUCACUGGGAGCUGGACUGGGAGCUCAGCUUUGCAGAUGCAGCCGGAUAUAUCUGCCAGUGUCAGCCAGGGUUUGCAGGAGAGAACUGCUCUGUCAAUAUUAAUGAAUGUGAGUCUGAACCAUGCCAGAAUGGAGGCACUUGUGAGGAUAAGAUCAACGGCUACACCUGUACAUGCUCAGUUGGAUUUCUAGGUGAGCUAUGUGAAGUGAACAUCAAUGAAUGUGAGAGUCAGCCCUGUCAGAAUGGUGGCUGGUGUGAAGACGGCAGGGCAUCCUACACCUGCCACUGUCCUGAGGUGGAGCCAGGUGAACUUCCUUGGGGAGGUGAUCGCUGUGAUGUGAAGCUCUACGGCUGUGUGGAUCAUGAAUGCCAGAAUGGAGCCACCUGCCACCCGUGGCUGGAGGAUGGAGAACACAGUCACACAUGCUUGUGCCCUCAUGGCUUCUAUGACGAGCAGUGCUCCACGAGAACAACAUUCUCCUUCUCCACUCCUGGAUUCAUUCACAUCCAAGUUCUUCUGGAAGAAAGGACCCGGAGGGAAGUUGAGCACCCUGUGCACCACGGUUUUGGGGUACAGCUACGCUUCCGCACAACUUUACCCAAUAUGUUGCUCUUCUACAGAGGGGAUGUGGACAAUAACCUCAUCUUGGAGAUUGUGAACGGUGGUCUUCAUGCAAAAGCCUUUUCUGAGGAGUCUGAACUGGAUGUAACAUUUCCGGGUUUGGUUAGUGAUGGAGACUGGCGGGAUGCACAUGUGUUUGUAAAUAAUGAAGGCCUGGUUUUGAUUCUGAAAGGCCCUGGCUGUGACAGGGAUGGAUGCAGAGUUACAGAUGGUGGUGCUGAUGAACCACCUUUCCAGCCCACUGAAGCCUUCACUCAGGUUUAUGUAGGUGGAGCACCAGAAGAACUUUUAGAGUACUCUUUAAGUGGUGCAGGCUUCAUUGGAUGUAUGGAAGACCUGAUGAUCGACUCUAAGCUGAUCCUACCACAAACACUUCCAGAGGAUCAAGGCCAUGGGCUGGGAUGCAGUAAGACUGAAUGGUGUAAUCCUGGCCCCUGCCAUGGACACGGACGCUGUGUGGACCUGUGGACCAGCUAUCAGUGUGACUGCUACCGUCCCUUUCACAGUGAGAGCUGCUCUGAAGCUGAGAACGCCAGGCCCUCCUUAGGAAACACCCAGGUGGUAGUGUUUGAGAGUGCUUUGGAGGCCUGGCAUUUUUUCAGUUCAGACACUUUACGUCUGGUUGCUAUGAUCCACAGAGUAUUUGCAUUAGAUGAGGAGAAGGCUGAAGAGAGGGAGAGAGAACGGACCAUGUGGAUGAAGCCUUGUCAAAAUGGAGGGGAAUGCACCAUCACAUUCAACGAUUUUACAUGUUCCUGUCCAGAGGAAUACACCGGAAAGACCUGUGAAACACGUGUGUGGUGUGUUAGUGAUCCUUGUGUCAAUGGCGGCCAUUGUGUGGACCUUCAUAACGGAUAUGAAUGUGUCUACAAUGCCACGUUUGAGAACAACCCUGUGCACUACAGUGCUGGAGGCUCCCUGGCUGAACCUGUUUCUGACAUAUACAUGGAGAUGCGCACUCAUUCAGAGAACGCUGUGCUCCUGAGGGCCUCUUGGGGCUCUGACCUGCUGAUGGUAGGGCUGUUGGACUCUUCAGUGCGAGUGGAGAUCCACAUUGGCAACAGUGUCGAGACGCUGACUUUUACAGGUGUUCGUCGAGUGGCUGACGGGAACUGGCACCGUGUCAACAUCUCAAUGGCUGAGAAGAAGCGCAAAGCCUCUCCCUGGGUCAUUACUGUGGAUGGGAUCACAGACGCCAGCAGCAUGCUGGAGCGUACAGGAAGCCUUCGCUUUCUCAAUGAAAAAGGAGCCAUGUUGGCUAUCGCAGAGAGCUUUACUGGCUGCUUGGGUGCAGUGAGGGUUGGCAGAGUCUACCUCCCUUUUGUGGAUGACUAUAAAGCCCCGCAGCCAUCUCAGUUCCACUUAGUUGGAAAACCAAAGAUUCAUCUGGGUUGUAGCAGCGCCCCUGUUUGUGAAUCAGAUCCUUGUCUAAAUGGAGCCACUUGUGAAGACAUCUUUAAUAAAUUCCUCUGUAUCUGUGACCUAGGUUGGGAUGGGGAACUGUGUGAGAUAGACACUGAUGACUGUUCAUCUCAGCCCUGUGUUCAUGGAAGCUGUAAGGACUACUUAGCUGGUUUUGAGUGUCAUUGCCACCUUGGAUAUGCUGGCACACUCUGUGAUGAGGAUCUAGAUGAGUGUGAGCAUCAUGCCUGUGAACAUGGAGGCACCUGUCAGGAUGGACCCAACAUGUACACCUGUAUUUGCCCCAAGGGUUACAGUGGCCCUCUCUGUCAGUGGGACUAUCCUCCAAUACAGUGUGGUGAGGAUGUCCAGUGUGAAAAUGAUGGUGUCUGCAAUGAUGGGCUGUGGGGAGCUAACUGUACAUGUGUGCCAGGAUUUACAGGUAGCAGGUGUGAAUCGGAGAUUGAUGAGUGUCAGUCAAACCCCUGUCGAAACGGUGGUUCCUGCUUAGAUCGAUUCAACAUGUUUGUGUGUGAAUGUCCACCUGGCUACAGCGGUCCAAUCUGUGACACUAAUAAACAAGCCCAUAAACAAGGAAUCCCCUGGCUGGUGGUAGCCAUCCCACUCCUCUGCUUCUGCGUGUUGAUACUGAUCAUCGGCUUGACCUUCAUGGUGCUCACGGCGAGGAAGAAGCGCCAGUCAGAGGGUGCAUACAGCCCAAGCACUCAGGAGGUGGCUGGAGCUCGGCUGGAGAUGGACAGCAUGCUCAAAGUCCCACCAGAGGAGAGACUCAUCUGACACAAAGGCUGAGGACAGAUGGGUGUUCGAGGUGAUCUGAGCACCACAGGCAGGUACACACUGUAAGACUCAAAGACCCUUUGAACACCUGGGCUGAACUCAAUGGCAUAUGUUGUAGGAAGCCCCCUCCUGGUGGUGACCAGGUACUGACCCAGUGCUACUGCUCUGUACGUUACUUCAUUUCAUAAAAUGUGUUCACCGUCUAUGUGCUGCGUUUCUGACAAAGGAUAUCUGAGGAACAAGCCCCAUGUCCCUGUGUUGUAUAACUCUACACACUGUAGUUUGUCUAUGGCAGAGCCUUAACCAAUUUAAAAGUAACUCUAACUAGUACAUAGAGGACAACUAAAGGGCUCUCUUUCCAGAAUCAUGGCAUUAUGACAGCUGACCACCACAAGCACAAAAACUAUGGAAAAUGGCCUCUGCUGUUUGAAUAGUCAAAGGACCAUGGCACAGCUGUGCUGCUGGAGACUGGGUUGCAUUAGUUGGAAAGCAUUACCAUUAGAUGUUAGCAGCAUCCAGCACAGUCCAGCCAAUACACAGGGCUGUUAGGCUGCAGUUGCUGUAUUGACCACUACGUACUGGUUCUAAAACUUUAUUGGAGUGAUCAGAAUAUGUAAUUUUUCCAGUUUUACUAGUAAUGUGGGCCUUGGUGAUGAUUUAAUUUGUGCACAAAAAAAAGUGUAAAAAUGCUGAAAACAAACUUGGUUCACAAAUGAUGAUGCACAUGAGGCAUGUGACUCAGUUAAACACCACACAAGCUUCCACUGAAGAGAUGGAAACAUCCCACCCCACAGCUCUUUGAAUUCAUCUUUAUCAUCUUGUUGUGUCCUCCCCACCAUCUGUUUAUCUCAGUGAACCCCUAAUGUUCACAAAACUGUGGCUGGUUGCAGCUUUCUCCUCCAACAUCAGCUAAACUUAGACUGUUUUCACAGCAUACAAGCCUGCAUAAUUUUCAUAAGAUAGAAAGUAGGAUUAAGAGCAUCACAUAAAGCAUUACCAUGCUUUAGAACAGCUAACCAGGAUGCUACAGAGUGCAUUGGAAUGUAGGAUUGGAGAGCAGCUUCACAACCCUUGAAACUCAAAAAAAAUACACAAAAUGACGUCUGCAGUAUUCUCAGCUGUAAAAUUGGCACUGCUGUCACACUGUAAAGCAGGAUUUAUAUUUCUGCAUCAAAACGACACCGUACCUACACUGUAGCCCGACGUGCAUCUCCCCAGAAAUGUAAAAGCGGAUUUAUACUUGUGCAUCAGCUCUAUGCACAGCCUAUGCUGUUGUGAACAUUUAUACUUGUGCAAUGGUGUGUCACUCUGCAGUUACAACUCCAAAACACUAGAUGGAGGUGGGGUUUUUGUGAAGUGCUGUUAAGUGCUGUUAACCUAAAACACACAGUAAAG